AUGCUCGCUCCCACCUCGCUCGUCCCCACAUUGCUGGCUGCGCUAUCGCUGUCCCCGCAAUGGUCGAGCGCCAACCCUAUCCUGGCCGCCGACGACUCCGGUCUUGACGAGUACCAGAACGCCACUCUCGUCGAGCGCUCCUGCGCACACCCUUGCGGUUGGUCGGGACAGCUCUGCUGCGAAAGCGCUGCGGCUUGCUACACCGACUCUUCCGAGCAGGCGCAAUGUAGCGCGACAGCUGCCGGCUCCGGCUCCUGGUCGUACUACACGAGCACUUUCGUCGAGACGGACAAGGUGACCAGGACCGAAAUCUACAGCAGCUACCUCGGCGGCGCGACUGUGUCAGCCCAAGCGACCGGAAGUUCCAUCUCAUGCAGCACAGGAAGCGGCGAGACUGCUUGCGGCAGCAUCUGCUGUACCUCGCAGCAGUACUGCCAGCUCGACGGGCAAUGCGCCGCAAUUGGCGUGUCCGAAUCACCUGGAGCAACCGCCACGGGUACGGGUGCCUCAUAUUCCGCGCCGGUGCGACCGACGUCGGGGACGCUGAUUACCAUCACAGCCACCGCCGCCGCAACCACGACCGUCCCGUUCGAGACGCCUGUUGCAACCGGCGCCACUGCGCCCGUGACUGCCGGUGAGAGCAGCGGCGGUAGCGGUCUCAGUGGAGGCGCCAUUGCAGGCAUCGUCAUCGGCACCCUGGCCGGUAUCCUCCUGCUUGCACUUCUCUGCCUCUUCUGCUGUGCCAAAGCUGCAUUUGACGGCAUCCUCGCAAUCUUCGGCCUCGGCGGCAAGAAGAAGCGUCGUUCGACGGAAUACGUCGAGGAGUAUCACCGUCACAGCCACGGCGGCGGCAGCCGCCAUUCAGGCUGGUACGGUGACCGUCCCGCCAGGCCUCCACCACCGAAGAAGAGUGGAUUUGGCAUGGGCGGCCUUCUCGCUGGUCUCGCUGGCGCAGGGGCUCUUCUUGGUCUCAGUAAGAAGAGGCGCGAGACGCGGUACGACGACGACAAGACCACGACAACCGAUGUCAGCAGCUACUAUUACAGUGACUACACAAGUUCAAGCAGCGCCAGUUCAGACGACAGGAGGACGAGAACCACCCGCUAUACCCAUUCGCACCGCUAG
Messenger RNA from Diplodia corticola, 1125 nucleotides. Its product is annotated as carcinoembryonic antigen-related cell adhesion molecule 1. Bases 1 to 1125 code for a protein of 374 amino acids. Gene Ontology annotation, molecular function: ubiquitin-protein transferase activity. The transcript is spliced from 2 exons. The record is from RefSeq and is a predicted model, not a curated record. Lineage: Eukaryota; Fungi; Ascomycota; Dothideomycetes; Botryosphaeriales; Botryosphaeriaceae. Gene Ontology annotation, biological process: protein ubiquitination.